Molecule: messenger RNA, 2500 nt
Organism: Ornithodoros turicata
Lineage: Eukaryota; Metazoa; Arthropoda; Arachnida; Ixodida; Argasidae
Product: transmembrane protein 161B-like
Exons: 11
Coding region: 201-1706 (501 amino acids)
Source: RefSeq, a predicted model, not a curated record
CCUGCCGUGCUACAAGCGCGACACUCUCGGCAUGGUUUGCUUCGUGAAUGUUUCUGGUUUUUGUUUUGGCGGCGAAAUAGUGUUGCACAUAAUCUCACGCACAGUUUGUUAUACUUGUAUCAGGUGCAAUGUUCAUGUCUGAAUGAGACUUUGUUGCAAACCAGCGUUUCGUUUCGUUGCAACACUGCUCCACACACAAAAUGGCAUUAUUUGGUGUGCAAAUCGUGAUAACAAUGGUCAUGGCAAGCGUCCUCCAAAAGACGUCACUUCGAUUUUCCCUUUCAAGGUGGAUCAUCUGCAAAAGGCUUGUCCGAUACCUACAUCCAUCUGAUGAAGAGCUCAAGUCUUUAGCAGGGAUUUCUGGGAAACCUUUCAAAGGGAAAGGGAAGAGAGACAGAGGAAGGGAUAGAUAUCGAAAUGGAAGCGUGAAGGACGGAAAAGACCACGAGGAGUUUUUAGUUCCAAAGAGCUUGCACGUUGAAUUGGACGUGGCAGCAGUCGACGUGACAGAGCUCGUGCAGCUGCGCUUUUACACUGAGUACCAGUGGCUGUUAGAUUUUGCUGGUUACGCCUUUGUUGUCUAUCUUCUCACUGAAGCCUACUACUUCCUCUUGCCUGGGAGAAACGAAUUCAACCUCAGUCUCAUCUGGUGUCUCCUGGUACUUGGCUUUGCGAUAAAAGUCUUGUUUUCACUGACGGCACUCUAUUUUCGCGGAGAAGAGCCCAUUGGGGAACGAUCGCUCUGCCUCAUGUCUGGCUUUUUCUUUUUUGUCCUCGCCAUGGUCGUCCUUGUUGCUGACGAAGAAUUUCUCGAGUUUGGCCUCGUUAAAGCUUACCAAAGCUUCAAUGAAAGUUCAUAUCAGUUUCUCAAGACACAAGGCUUGAACUCAAGUGGGCCAGCAUCCCACCUCAUGUUCAAGUUCUUCCUGGCACUGUGGGCAGGAUUUGUCGGAGCUUUCUUCGCGUUUCCUGGUCUGCGAUUUGCCAGGAUGCACAGCGACGCGUUCAAGUACUGCGAGGAACGGCCUUUCCUAAAGGUUGCGCUGCACAUGAGCUUUGUGGCCCCCCUGUUUGUAGUCUUGCUCUGGGUGAAGCCCAUAGCACGUGCCUACUUCACGCAGAGGACGUUUCCUGGAAUGAAGGGCACCUUGCUUACAGACGAUUCAUUCGAAACGACGCGCAUAGUGUGUGUGUUAGCAGUGGUGCUCAUGCGACUACUACUGAUGCCGCGCUACCUCCAGUCGUAUCUCAAUUUAGCGCCCGAGAAACUGUCUGAGCUCCGCAAGGAGGCGGGGCGUAUUACUAAUAUUGAACUUCAAAAGAAGGUUGCAAGGGUGUUCUACUACUUGUGUGUUGUAGCACUGCAGUAUAUGACUCCUCUGCUCACAUGUGCAUUUACAGCUUGUCUUCUGAAGACUUUAGGUGAAUACAGUUGGACAUCGUACUUGUGGCCGACCGCAGCCGCCAAUGCAACAUCCUCAUUACAUCAGCACAUACAGCGACAGAGUUCAGCUGCGCACAUGUCAGCCGACGCGGAAUCUAUUUUGAAGACCAGUGAACAGUUCUCGCUCACCCUGACUGGACUUCGUGCUGUGUUUACGCCAGUGCUCUUUCGUGGACUCCUAGGUUUCAUGACGUGGUGGCUUUGCGCUGUGUACUUUGCUAUCAGUGCCAUUGGACUGGUUUAUCAUUCGUACAGCAUCUAGACAGGGCUUCAGGAGAAGAGCUAGGGUCUUAGCGAAUGUGCAACAAGCGGAAUAGGGUGAAUAAUGGCAUGGCUCUUCCUUGCAGUGGCCCACAGAUUAGACAUAAAGAGGACCGUAGUUAUGUUGGUCCUCACCGUUUGAUUGAUAGAGAUUUAAAAUCGUCCUCUGGAAUGGUAGGUUUUUUUUCCUCCCCUGUCUAUUAUGUGGUACACCUGAGAGGAUUAGGUGGCAUGUUUUUGACCCGUUGCCUUCACGUCACCGUAUUUAUGUUACACGUGUACAUUUAGGUAUGUGGCUGGCGCACACAGUGUGAUCAUGUGGGAGAGGAAUGAGUUGCAAAAUUGGCGCUCUUCAGUUCCGAUGAAUAUAUUCAACUUUUCUGAAAAAAUACUGAUUGCAGUAAUGCACAAGAGGUUGCACAAAAACGGGUUUUACCCUCAAACGCAGGUUCCUACGUGUAGACCGUUGUUUACUUCAUUUUAGUUGUUCAGUUAUGGUUCGAAAUCGUCCAAUCUGUAUGAGACUGUCACUUUAAUGUAGGGUAGGAAUAUGAAGAAUUAUGCAAAUAGUUACAUAAAUAUCAGUACCUUUCUUGUGCAAAGCUGCAAGUGCUGGCCCAAGAUGUAUUCCUUUAACUGAUGUAUUGUUUGUCCUAUAUGUGAAUUUAUUUAUGUAGUUCUUUCUAGUGCUACCUGUAAAACUGUACCUCCAACCAUCCCAACCAUGCCAUUAUCACCUUGUCUGUUGCCUUUUCUGAAAAGGAGUGUUUUAUUAAAUUAUAUUUCAAAUUUUUA